AUGGAUGGUAAGCAUCUUCACGUGAGGUGUAUGGCUCGCAUACUUAAUCUAAUUGUGCAAGAAGGUUUGAAGGAAAUUGAUGCUUCUGUUAAACGUGUUAGGAAAAUGUGGAAUUCCACCUACGCGAUGUUGAACACGGCACAACAUUUUGAGAAGGCAUUUGAUAGGUUUGAAUUUUUUGAUGAGAAUUUUAAAACUUAUCAUGCUACUCAUGUUUGUGAAGAUGGAAGUGUCGCAGGUACGCUUGAAUGUGAUGAUUGGGUGAAUGUAAGGAAUGCGGUAAAUUUUCUUGAAAGAUUUUACGAGCUCACCAUAAAGGCUUCAGGUUCACAUUAUAUUACUUCUAAUGUUCAUUUUGAGGAUAUAUGUGAGCUUGAUGCAUAUUUGAAAGCGUGUGUAGCAAGUGAAGAUCUUAGUUUGAGUAAAAUGGCUGAGCGGAUGAGAGAAAAGUUUAGGAAGUAUUGGGGUGAUCCAAAAAAGAUGAACAAAAUGAUUUUUAUUUCUUCUAUAUUGGAUCCACGCAAUUAUUCCGGGUCCUAUUCAAGUGUGAAAUCAGAUGCUUUGAGAACUAAGCUUCACUUGAAGAAACAAAAGGAAGAUUCUAAAAAGUUGGCUCGUGAUGUGUUGGCUAUUCCGAUUUCUAGUGUGGCAUCGGAAUGUACAUUUAGUACCGGUGGUCGUGUACUUGAUUCGUUUAGAAGUUCGUUGACUCCUAAAUGUGUGCAAUCUCUUAUUUGUGUUCAAGAUUGGCUUAGGAAAAAGACUAAAUCUAUUAGUGUGGAAGAAAGUUUGGAUCAUCUUGAGGAACUUAAACUUGGUAAGAUUUUUUUCAGCGCUGCUGCUACUGCUGCCAUAGUAUCUGCGCUGCUAUUGCUGCUGCUGAACUGUGCUGCUGCCACAAUUUCAGCGCUGCUGCUGCAGCUGAACUGUGCUGCUGCCACAGUUUCAGCUGUGCUGCUGCUGAAUUGUGUUGCUGCCACAGUUUCAGCUGGGCUGCUGCCACAGUUUCAGUUGUGCUGCUGCUGCUGA
Molecule: messenger RNA, 1029 nt
Organism: Lycium barbarum (goji berry)
Lineage: Eukaryota; Viridiplantae; Streptophyta; Magnoliopsida; Solanales; Solanaceae
Product: zinc finger BED domain-containing protein RICESLEEPER 3-like
Exons: 5
Coding region: 1-1029 (342 amino acids)
Molecular function (GO): DNA binding; protein dimerization activity
Source: RefSeq, a predicted model, not a curated record